AUGCCGCGCGCUUCCUCACGCCAGACGACGUUCCGCGCUCAGCUCGUGAUGGAGCACAGAGUCGGGAACAGAACAAAGCUAAAGCACUCGAAUCGACAUGGAAAACUUGUACUGGAUGAUACUAUACAAAGUGUACAGUUUUCAUACCCACGUCUAGGUCGAUUCUUUCAGCGCAAGUUUGAACAACCACGCAAGUGUGUUCUCUAUCAGAAAUUAUUACGCCUCUACUCAAGUAAUGGACAACAGCAUGUGAUGUGUCGACUUUUGUGCGAGGAAGACGCGAUCAAAUGCACAGAGAAGCUUCGAAGCUUUGGAGUUGAGAUCAUUGAAGUAGGGGACGCUAUGCUGUCGAAUACGUUCUCACGUCGUGCUUCAAUCUUUCAGAGUGAAGCGAUCGUAGCUGGAGGCGAAACUGCAUUGCAAAUUAUUCAAGAAUCGUCACAAGAAUUAGUGCAAGCUGAGGUUCAAGAGUAUGAAAACUCGCAUCAGCUUCGAGACGACACUGAAGCCAUUGUGCGUGCAAUGUUCAGCAUUGAUUCAUGA
Peronospora belbahrii is the source of this 543-nucleotide messenger RNA. The record is from the annotation of a GenBank genome assembly. NCBI's taxonomy places the organism in Eukaryota, Oomycota, Peronosporomycetes, Peronosporales, Peronosporaceae.